UUCAACUGUACACAAGGCUGAAACAAAAUUCAAUAGCAUUCAAUAAACAAUUCAACUUUAUACAAGGCUAAAAAAAUAAUAAAAUAGCAUUCAUUAAACAAUUCAACUUUAUACAAGGCUACAAAAAUCAAAUGGCAUUCAUCAAACAUUUGAACUGUCUUAACCGUAUGUUGUUGUUUAUGCUGCACCAAUGACAGGUGCUAUGUGUCCGGAGGAUGAGCAGACGAGUCCCCCCGGGGACCCCAGCCCAAGCAGGUUUGGUGUGACACUGACCUGCGGGGACCCUGACAACCCUCAUGGACCCACAAAGAAGAUCUGGACUAGCAGCGGUCUUAACAGGACCCCGGAGGUGGAAAUUCACUGUCCAUGCAGUCCAUUCAGUGCGCAGAGUCCAUGUAUUCUUGGGGACAACAACAAAGGAUUCGGGUCUUUUGUGAAGCGAUUGACGGAUGCUGAAGCCGAGAUCGUCUGUGCAGCCGCACAGCUUGUGUCUUUAAAAGAUAUACUAAAAGAUGCAAAAUCAUCCACAGUCAACAAGCAGCGAGUUGCCAGGCAGAGAGGAAUCCUGCUGCAGAAGAUGGAGGACUUUCGGCAAAUAAACAAAGCCGUGCGGCAAAGACUGAACCAGCUCCUGGAUGAGGAGAUGGACCGGAUUGACGCAGGCACCAAGAUUGACGCGUUGUUGAAUAAGAUCUUACAAGCUGAGCGUGAAAUUGAGAUUCUUAAAGGUGACUUGGUUGUAGCAGAAAAAAGAGCGGAGGAGCUCAUGUGUCUGCAGCAACUAGAGCAGGAGAACAUGAAGAGCGCUCUCAACAUGGCCAAGUCCUCUGAGGCCAAUCGCGCUCGUACGCAGGGGCAGCUACGCAGCAAAGAAGCAGACAACAAUCGACUGACAGUGCAAGUGAAGAUACUCGAGCGAGCCCAGACUCAACACAAGGCGGAAAUAGAAGAGCUGAAGGCGUCCUUAGCGUCUCUUACUGAGCAGAGCUCGAAGGAAAAAGAGGCCCUGAAGAAAGCAUCGCGAGCGCACAAGCAGAGAGCCGAGCGCUUCGAGGCCGGCCUCGACAAAUGCUACAGCCAGCUCAGGGAAAGGGACGUGCAGCUGACCCUUCUUCAGCAAGAGAAAGAAACAUGGACGCGAGAGAAGGAGCAGCUGAGUAAGGGGAACCACAAACUCGGCGAUCGUGUGGGGUUUCUGCAAAGUAGACAAGCCAACGGCCUCCCGGUGGACUUGCAGGUGGACACAGGAAGAGAGACGAUGAUGAAUAUGGAGGUGUCGAAGGAGAGGGACAAGGAAAGAAAGAUGCAGUUGGAGCUGCUGAAGGAGGAAAAGAAGGAAAGAAAGGAAUGGGACUGGCACAAGGAAAUGGAGAGCGAGGUGGAAAGAACAGAGAUUGCGGUCCUGAAUGAGAGCGAGGAUGACAUAAAGGAGAUGGAGAUCCUUGAGGAGAUUGAAGAGGACAGAAAGAGGAUGAUUCUGGAGGAGGAGAGAAAGGAGAUUGAAGAGAACAGAAAGAGGAUGAAGAUUCUGGAGGAGGAGAGAAACAAGACUGAAGAGGACAGAAAGAGGAUGACGAUUCUGGAGGAGGAGAGAAACAAGACUGAAGAGGACAGAAAGAGGAUGAAGAUUCUAGAGGAGAGAAACAAGACUGAAGAGGACAGAAAGAGGAUGAAGAUUCUAGAGGAGGAGAGAAACAAGACUGAAGAGGACAGAAAGAGGAUGAAGAUUCUGGAGGAGGAGAGAAACAAGACUGAAGAGGACAGAAAGAGGAUGAAGAUUCUGGAGGAGGAGAGAAACAAGACUGAAGAGGACAGAAAGAGGAUGAAGAUUCUGGAGGAGGAGAGAAACAAGACUGAAGAGGACAGAAAGAGGAUGAAGAUUCUGGAGGAGGAGAGAAACAAGACUGAAGAGGACAGAAAGAGGAUGAAGAUUCUGGAGGAGGAGAGAAACAAGACUGAAGAGGACAGAAAGAGGAUGAAGAUUCUGGAGGAGGAGAGAAACAAGACUGAAGAGGACAGAAAGAGGAUGAAGAUUCUGGAGGAGGAGAGAAAGGAGAUGCAAUGGCACAGGGAGAGGGAAACGAGGAAGGAGGAACAGGACAAGGUGUGUGGAAUAAACGUGGUCAUGAUGCAGCAGCAGCAGCCCAGCGCCAGCGAUGCAACGCACAAGGCAUCGUUUGCCCAGCAGGAAAACCAGCUUGCUGAAUGCUCUGCGGCCCUUGAUAAAGAGAAGAAUGCAUCGCGAGAGAAGAACAACACAAUUCAACAAUAUCAAAAUCGGGUGGCAGAGCUUGAAGCGGACCUAAACAACACAAAGAUCCAAUGUAAAAAUCUUUUACAAGAAAUUGAAAUCCUUAAAGCCGGACAAGGGGAAAAAGCCGAUGAGGUGAGGCAGGAGCUGCAGGGCGGUGUGGAGCAACUGCAGCACAUCCCUGACACACUGAGGGUGGCUGAACUCAAGCUCCUGGAUUGCAAGGAGAAGCUGCAACGCUCCGAGAUGAAGUGCUCAGGACAGUCAGAGACCAUUAGGCAGUUGCAGCUAAAGGUGGAGACUCAAGAAAACAUGGUUAGGUCGGCUGUGGAGCGCAGAGAGUCUGCAGAGGAGGCCAUGUCAAAGCUGCAAGAGCGAGUGGACGCCGUUCAAAAGAAGGAAGAUGAGUUGCAUCAAAAUAAGCUGAAGAUGGAAGUGAAGCUGAAGGUUGAGGAAGAAGCUCUUCACCACAGCAAAAAGAAACUGAGUCAGCACUCGGACGAAUGCGAGGCUCUCAAACAGCAACUGAGUCGGUGCUCAAAGGAAUGCGAGGCUCUCAAACAACAGAUGGGUCAGCGCUCAGGCGAAUGCGACGCUCUUGCCCGCCAUCUGCAGCAGCGCUCUGCGGAGUGCGAAGCUCUCAGCCAACAGGUCGCAAACUUAACAGCACAAACCUCGUCGAAAAAAGAGGACCUCCAGACCACCGUCCACGCACUGGAGGUUGAGAAGAACAGAAUAGAUAACGAGCUGAAGCUUCUAAGACAGAGCAAGUUGACAGCGGAAAUACAGUCUGAGAUGCGUGUGAAAGACCUGCAGCUCAGUCUGGAACAGUGCGAGAGGCACAAGAAAAACAUGCAGGACUACAUCAACUUCCUAAAAAACUCUUUUCUCAUGAUAUUCGAAGAUUCAAGUCCUACUUUUUGGUCCACCGGUUUUCUAUAAUGAGGAUUUUAAUUGUUUCUAUUUUUUUAUAUCAGUUUUUGGAGCAAUCUUGUUCAAAUAAAGUAUUCCUAUCGGUGGUUAUUGUCACAAGAAGUAAAUAUGAUUGUUCAAAAUAUUGUAAAAUCAAGGUAAACAGGCAGUAUUUAAGAUAUAAAGAAAACCAAACAGCAACCAUCCAUCCAUUCAUUUUCUACCACUUGUCCCACCAUGGAAAAGUAAAUAGUACUGUACUUAAAAAGGAUUAUCAAGCACGGUGCAUGAUGCCUCAAAUCUUGUUUGACCUUGACAUCUAGUGGUGAAAGUCAAUGAAUAACAUACUUUCCAACACCACCGAAUUUUCCGGGAGACUCCCGAAAUUCAGCGCCUCUCCCGAAAACCUCCCAGGACAAAUAUUCUCCCGAGAAUCUCCCGAUUUUCAGCCGGAGCUGGAGGCCACGCCCCCUCCAGGUCCAUGCGGACCUGAGUGAGGACAGCCUUUUUUCACUACGGGAGGACAACAGGGUGUCAAGAACUAAAUCAUCCAGACUAGAGAUAAAUUGUAUUAUUAUGUUUAUCUUACCUAAAAAUAAAUAUAUUUAUUAAUUAAAAAUUUAAAAAAAACAACUAAAUACAUUUUUACUAUAUUUUGCUAAAAACAUCAGAAUUAAUUGUAUUUUUAUUUGUAUUUUUUCUGACUCCUUAUUACA
This is a messenger RNA of Nerophis lumbriciformis (worm pipefish), 3879 nucleotides long. RefSeq lists its product as uncharacterized. The record is from RefSeq and is a predicted model, not a curated record. Gene Ontology annotation, cellular component: centrosome; ciliary basal body. Gene Ontology annotation, biological process: negative regulation of cilium assembly. NCBI's taxonomy places the organism in Eukaryota, Metazoa, Chordata, Actinopteri, Syngnathiformes, Syngnathidae.